CUCUGGGCGGGGAGAGAGGGGUCUCCUACAGAGGUGCAGCAGUUUGGAAAACUUUCAGGCUUGUGUCAUUCUCCCUGCAGAGCUGAAGCGGCUCCAUGUGAUUGGGCACAAACAUCUCGGAUCUAUUUGCCCCCAGUAACCACGGGGACGACAGGAGAGUUGGCACAGUGGAUCUUGCCCUGCCCAGAAUGGAGUGAGCCUUGAACAGGGCAGAUGGGACCCUCGUUGUACCCUGUCCCUCUAACAGAACUGCUGGGAGUGUAAGAAAGGUGCCAGCCUGACGGCAUUAUUUGUGCAUUCAGCGGGUGCCAAUCUGCUACAAAUACUGGGUGCCCGUGGAUGGGGCAAAACUUCAACUUUGUGUCGUUAUUGCUGAGCCCCUUGUGAGUGCACCCCUCUACAAACAUUCCUGGCAGGGUGCAACUCCACCAUUGCUGGGUUCUCUGGGAGGCGACCAUUCUGCCACCAUCUGUCUGGCACUGUAAUAGGAGAACAAGAGUUACGGGGAACAAUGCAGCACCCUUUGGAGUUAGGGGGCCAUUAUUUUGCCCAUGAUGCGUUUGUGGACCACAGAUCCCAUCGCUAUAGAAGUUUUAUGAUAGAGGAGAUUCUGACUGACCACCAGGACCCCAAAGCUUCUCCGCCUGCUGGGGAGUUGCUAAAGUUUGGGGUGCAAGCACUUCUCUCAGCCAGACCUUAUCACAAUCAUCUAGCAUUACUGAAGGCAGAACAAGCGUCGGUUUUCAAGUUCCCCCUGAGUCCACUGUCCUGCCCAGCCUUGGGUUCCCCCAUUAGUUCUGCAUUGCUCGCCGCUGGCUCUGGACUCCAGGGGGGCUCAGGAGCACCCCAUCACCUCCCCUUAGAGCUUCAUCUCCGAGGCAAGUUGGAAUCCAGCAUCUCAGAGCAGGGGAGCAGUAAAGCAAAGAAGGGGCGAAGAAGUCGAACGGUUUUCACUGAACUUCAACUGAUGGGGCUGGAAAAGCGUUUUGAGAAACAGAAAUACCUCUCUACCCCCGACAGGAUAGACCUGGCGGAAUCCCUGGGCCUCAGUCAGCUGCAGGUGAAAACCUGGUACCAGAACCGACGAAUGAAAUGGAAGAAAAUAGUAUUACAAGGAGGAGGACUAGAAUCCCCAACAAAACCCAAAGGGCGCCCCAAAAAGAACUCCAUUCCCAGCAGCGAGCAGCUGACAGAGCAAGAAAGGGCAAAGGAGACAGAGAAGCUGACAGAGAGUCUCGACUCAACCUCUGAGGUUAAUCAGGAAGAGUAAUUAAGGCGCUUAAUGACUGUGCCCAGCAGAGACCUAAUUAGGAGAACGGCACCAACCCAGGAGGAGCCUGGGGGCCCAAGCAGGAGCCACUACACAUCCUCUCCAUUAGGAGUAUAAUGGACUGCUCCACAAUCAGCACCAAGAGACUAUGGCAGGAGUAAUAUACAUGUAAUUGCCCCCAGCCCCUGAGAUGCCCCAGCAGACUUAGCUCCUCCCACCAGGUGCACAGAGAGAGGCUCCUCCCCUGAGGUUCAGAGAGACACAGACAGCUCCAUGUGCAGCGAGAGACGUUGCCCCACCACUGGGCCCUUUUCCUCUUGGACUUGGAAGACUUUCAUUAUUCUGGUGUCAGAACGUGGAUUUUUGUUUAAUAUGUGGAAAUUGGGACGUUCAGCUAAACCCUGCAGGAAUUGCAGGACAAGAAGAUGAGGUUCUCAAGGGUUAGUAGAACAUUUCUUUCUCCUCCGAUGUAUUUAAUGUAUUUGCUUUUCCUUCCCCUGGAAACGCAGAACUGACACUCCUUCCUGUACCAAUUCUGCGCCUUUUCUACUUUGCCAACAUAAAUAUCAAUAUUUAGUUUCUUUGCUCCUUGAUUUAUUUUUAUUUCAAGAGAUUGAUCCCUUUUAACCCAAACCAUUAACCCCUUCAGCUCCUGCGCCGCUCUGCCCACUGCCAUCCUUGCCAUCACCUCUAAUUAACCCCUUGUGGGGUUUUUUAAACUCAAGUUUUGUUGUUGUCGUUGUUUUUUCCACGCCAAGUAAUUUUAUUUUUGAAUAACGUUGCCUUGUUUCCGACAAAAUAAAUCAUUUCAAUAUUUCUACAA
Messenger RNA from Xenopus laevis (African clawed frog), 2093 nucleotides. It is a transcript of the gene barx1.L, whose product is annotated as BARX homeobox 1 L homeolog. The transcript has 4 exons. The record is from RefSeq and is a predicted model, not a curated record. Gene Ontology annotation, cellular component: nucleus. Lineage: Eukaryota; Metazoa; Chordata; Amphibia; Anura; Pipidae. Gene Ontology annotation, biological process: regulation of DNA-templated transcription; regulation of transcription by RNA polymerase II. Gene Ontology annotation, molecular function: DNA binding; DNA-binding transcription factor activity, RNA polymerase II-specific. Bases 512 to 1270 code for a protein of 252 amino acids.